GCGGAGCCUGCAAUCCCGGGCUGCGGCGGCGGAAGCGCGUCGGCGUCGGGCCCAGCGCGCCUUUUUGGAGGUUCGCGGCGGCUCCGGGACGCAGCCGGUUAGUCCCUGGAAUGGUCAGUCAUGGACCAGAAAAUUAUAUCUUUAGCAGCAGAGAAUUCCCAGAACCUGCAGGCAUUUCUCCAAAGUCUGGAAGAAGAUGAGCUGUCCUGUAUUCUGAACCAGGCCUUGAAAGGGAAAGCUUUGGGAAGUCUCCUGCGAGCCAUCUUCAAAGGCUCCCCCUGCUCGGAGGAUGCGGGCGCUCUCCGACGCCGGAAGAUAUACAGCAGCUGCCUGCAGUUGGUGGAGUGCGGGGACAUGCAGAGAGAUGUCGCCUCCGAGGUGGUCGGGCUGCUGAUGCUGGAGGCACAUCACUUCUCGGGGGCGUACUUGGUGGAGCUGGUCCAGGAGUUCAUCGAUGCUCUCAGAGGAGACAACCUGCAGAACGGCACGUCCCUGGAGCUGCUGCCUGUGCUCCUCACUGCCCUGGCCACCAGGACUGAGAAGAUCGCUAUGGACAAAGGUGAGCUGAGCGGGGCCGAGUGCAAGAAGCAGCUUAUCAGCAGCCUCUGUGCUGGCAGGUGGAGUGGCUAUCACACGAUCCAGCUCAUCUCUAUGUUCAAGGACGUCCCUCUGACGGAGGAAGAGUUGGACUUUGUGGUCGGGAAGGCGUUGAAGAUGUUCUCGGAAAUGAAGCUCCAGGAAGUCCCGCCUCUGGUGUACCAGCUCCUGCUGCUCACCGUGAAGGGAAGCAAAAAGAGGGUUCUGGAAGGGAUCAUCGCUUUCUUCGACGAGCUCGAUUGGCAGCACAAGGAGGACCCAAACAGUGACGAGCUCCUGGACGUCGUCACCCCUGUGCCAACCGGUGAGCUUCACCAUGUGGAGGGCACCGUCAUCCUGCACAUCGUCUUUGCCAUCAAGCUGGAUGCGGACCUCGGCAGAGAACUCCUGAAGCUGCUGAAGGCGGGGCAGCGUGGGGACGGCAGCAACUCCCUGUGCGCCUUCAGCAUCGCCCUCCUGCUCUCGGUCGCUCGCAUCCAGAGGUUCGAGGAGCAGGUGUUUGCCCUCCUAAAGCGUUCCGUCACCAAGAGCUUCAAGGAUCGGAAUCUCCUCCAGGGUUCAAAAUUCCUUCAGAACCUCGUCCUGCCUCGAACUUGUGCUUCGUCCAUGAUCCUGGAAGUGGUAAAGAGCAGCGCCCACUGCUGGGACCACGUCACCCAGGGCCUGCUCCAGCUGGGCUUCCUUCUCAUGGACACCUAUGGACCAAAGAAGGGUUUUGAGGGGAAACCCGUGGAAAACAGCUCGAUUCUUGCCCGAAUGCCGAAUCAGCAUGCGUGUAAGCUGGGAGCCAACAUCCUCCUGGAGACUUUCAAGGUCCACCAGCUGGUCAGAGAGGAGAUCCUCGAGCAAGUCUUCAACAGGGUUGUCACAAGAGCGUCCGCACCCAUCAGCCAUUACUUAGACCUGCUCUCCAACAUCGUCAUGUACGCGCCCUUGGUUCUUCACAGCUGCUCUUCAAAAGUCAUCGAGGCGUUCGACUAUUUGUCCUUCCUCCCCCUCCACACGGUCCACGGGCUGCUGAAGGCCAUGCAGCCCCUCCUCAAGGUCAGUGUGGCCAUGAGAGACUCGCUGAUCGUCGUGCUCAGGAAAGCCAUGUUCGCCCGGCAGCUGGAUGCCCGCAAGUCGGCCGUGGCCGGGUUUCUGCUGCUCCUGAAAAACUUCAAGGUGCUGGGCAGCUUGUCCUCGUCCCAGUGCAGCCAGUCCAUCGGGGUGAGCCAGGUCCGCGUGGAUGUCCACAGCCGCUACAACUCCGUGGCCAAUGAGACGUUCUGCCUGGAGAUCAUGGACAGCCUGCGCAGGUGCCUGGGCCAGCAGGCCGACGUCCGGCUCAUGCUCUAUGAGGGCUUCUAUGACGUCCUUCGCCGGAACUCGCAGCUGGCUACUUCCAUCAUGCAGACUCUGCUCUCGCAGCUGAAGCAGUACUAUGAGCCCGCCCCCGACGUGCUGCCGCCCCUCAAGAUCGGAGCCUGUGUGGUGACCCAGGGGGGCCAGACCUGCCUACAGGAGCCGCUGGACUCCCUCUUGUGCUGCAUCCAGCACUGCCUGGCCUGGUACAAGACCAAAGUGAUCCCGCUGCAGCAGGGCGGCGGGGCGGACGCCGAUGAGGACGAGGAGGGCUUCUACCAAGUCCUGGAUGACAUGCUGGAGUCCAUCACGAAGAGGAUGGUCAAGAGCGAGCUGGAGGACUUGGAACUGGACAAAUCAGUUGAUAUUUCACAGACCACUGAUGUGGGCACCAAAAACAGACUCUGUGGGUCUCUGGUGAUGGGCAUCUGUGAGGUCCUGAUCGAGUACAAUUUCUGCACCAGUAACUUCAGUAAGAGCAAGUUUGAAGAAGUGCUGAGUCUGUUCACGCUUUAUAAGAACGUCUCCGACCUGCUCGGCGAGAAGACGGGAAAGGGCAAGUUGCGGGGCACCGGCAGGGCCCAGGAGAGCCUCCUGUCCUUGAAGUUUGUAGCCCAGCUCCUCGAAGCACUGUACAGGGACACCACGCAGAGCCACCAGGAGAGCCUGUCGGUGCUGCGGUCCUGCAGGGACUUCAAGCGCUAUGCGGUGAGCGUGGCUGUGCAGAAGAUGGUGCAGCUGAAGGACACGGGCUGCGUGAGCGGCCCCGACGGCCAGAGCUCCGAGAGGCUCUUCCAGAACCUCUGCUCCAUCACGCGGGUCCUGCUGUGGCGCUACACGUCCAUCCCCUCGUCGGUGGAGGAGCGGGGCAAGCAGGAGGGCAAGAAGGAGCGGGGCAGGGGCUCGAAGAGCGUGUCGCUGCUGUGCCUGCAGGGGCUGUUCGCCGUCCUGGGUCUCCUGGAGCACUUCUACCCGCCCAAGAUCCAGCAGUUCCUCUGCGCGCUCGAGGUGACGGGGGAGCGGGCUGACGUGGAGAUCAACGUCACGCAGAGGGCCUCCUUCCAGAUCCGCCAGUUCCAGCGGGUCCUGCUGAACAUGCUGAGUCUCUCGGAGGAGGAGGUGAGCGCGCGCGAGGCCCUGCUGCUGGUCAACACCAUGUCCAGCCUCUGCAAGCUGCUCGAGCCCAGCUCCCAGCAGUUCUCGCAGGUGCUAACCUGGACCAUGAAUGUCUGCAAGGAGAAGAGCUGGGGGGACCCGGCUCUGUGCAAGGCCCUCCUGGGACUGCUGCUGAUGCUGCACACGCUCUGCAAGAGCCCCGCGGUCCUGCUGCGCGACCUGGCUCAGGACAUCCACGGGCACCUGGGGGACGUCGACCAGGAUGUGGAGGUGGAACAGACCAACCACUUCGCCUUGGUGUCCCCGAGGACCGCUGCCCCCGCUGUGUGUCUGCUGGUGCUGAGCCAGGCGGAGAAGGUGUUGGAGGAGGUGGACUGGCUGAUCACCAAGCUCAAGGGACAGAUUGGCAAGGAAGCCCGGUCGGAGGCCCCAUCUCAGGAGUCUCCCAGCCGGGCCGUGGAGAAGGCCGUGGUCGUGCAGCUGGGGACGCUCCUCACCGCCUUCCACGAGCUGGUGCAGACGGCUCUGCCGUCGGGCAGCUGCGUGGACGCCCUGCUGAGGGCCCUGUGCAAGAUGUACACCACGCUGACCGCCCUCGUUAAAUACUCCAUCCAGGUGUGCCAGGGGCCUGGAGGGAUCCCCAAGAACAUGGAGAAGCUGGUGAAGCUCUCUGGCUCGCACCUGACCCCCGUCUGCUAUUCCUUCAUUUCGUACGUGCAGAACAAACAGAGCCUCCCCACAAAAGGGGAGAAGGCCAAGGAGAAGGGCACGGUGGCCACGGCCAUGGCCCGAUCUCUCCGGGAGACCAAGCCCAUCCCCAACCUCGUGUUUUCCAUUGAGCAGUACGAGAAGUUCCUCAUCCUGCUCUCCAAGAAGUCUAAGGUCAACCUCAUGCAGCACAUGAAGCUUAGCACUUCCCGCGACUUCAAGAUCAAAGGGAACAUCCUGGACGCCGUGCUCCGUGAGGAGGAGGACGGCCAGGAGCAGGGCGAGGAGGGCUGCACGCUGGAGGCGGAACCCGCCAAGAAACGGAGAAAAGAAACAUCGUCCUGAGUUUCACAGCCGCGGCCCGUCCGGUGGCCGGCGCUGGCCUUGGCACCUGCUUUGGAACCCCCCGAGCUCCUUCCUGCCCUUCCUGCUGUUGAGCCCGGCUCCGAGUCUGAGGGUGUGGGGGGCUGCACCCCCGGCGGGCACUGCUACUCCGCUGGCGGGGGGCGUCGCUCCAGGGAGCCGUUGGUGAGCUCGAGGAUCUGGUAGAUGUCCAGAGCCUCCCCUGCAAGGACCAGAGCAGCGGGUGGCCACCUUGCUGGUGUCCCAACGCCCCCCCCCCAACUUUGCACUUUGACAAUAAAUGGUUCUCGUGUGGUUUGA
Messenger RNA from Sorex fumeus (smoky shrew), 4428 nucleotides. It is a transcript of the gene FANCI, whose product is annotated as FA complementation group I. The transcript has 38 exons. The record is from RefSeq and is a predicted model, not a curated record. Gene Ontology annotation, biological process: DNA repair. Gene Ontology annotation, molecular function: DNA polymerase binding. Lineage: Eukaryota; Metazoa; Chordata; Mammalia; Eulipotyphla; Soricidae. The coding region runs from base 121 to 4110 and encodes 1329 amino acids.